GGCCGGGCGCCGGCGCAGGCUCCUCGGGUCGCGCGGGCCGCGGUGCAGCAGUGGCGAUGCGGCCCCUGCUUGGCCUCCUCCUGGUCUUCGCCGGCUGCACCUCCGCCCUGUACUUGUUGUCGACGCGACUGCCCCGCGGGCCGAGAGUGGGCACGGCGGACGAGACAGGCGGCAGGUUCGUGGCCGGGCGGCGAGGUCUCAGGAAGGGAGCCAGGUCGCUGUGGUUCCCCUCAGACCUGGCGGAGCUGCGGGAGCUCUCCGAGACCCUUCGAGAGUACCGGAAGGAGCACCAGGCCUACGUGUUUCUGCUCUUCGGCAGCGCCUACCUCUACAAGCAGGCCUUUGCCAUCCCUGGCUCCAGCUUCCUGAAUGUUUUAGCUGGUGCCUUGUUUGGGCCGUGGCUGGGCCUUCUGCUGUGCUGUGUGUUGACCUCGGUGGGCGCCACGUGUUGUUACCUGCUCUCCGGCAUUUUUGGCAAACAGCUGGUGGUCUCCUACUUCCCUGAGAAAGUGGCCCUGCUGCAGAGGAAGGUGGAGGAGAACAGAAACAGUUUGUUUUUCUUCUUACUGUUUUUGAGACUUUUCCCCAUGACACCGAACUGGUUCUUGAAUCUGUCGGCCCCGAUUCUGAACAUCCCCAUUGUACAGUUCUUCUUCUCUGUUCUUCUCGGGUUGAUCCCCUACAACUUCAUCUGUGUGCAGACAGGCUCCAUCCUGUCAACGCUUACCUCACUGGAUGCCCUGUUCUCCUGGGAAACUGUCCUUAAGCUGCUGGCCAUUGCCCUGGUGGCCUUAGUUCCUGGGACCCUUAUUAAAACAUUUAGCCAGAAACACCUGCAUUUGAAUGAAGCAAGCACUGCUGAUUAUCUGAAUUGUAAAAAAGACACGUGAUGUGGAUUUUCUGGCCGUCACAUCUGUGGACUCUGUUGCUUAUUUAUGAACUGGGUGUGGUCCUCUAAAGCCCCUCAUUGUUUUUUAAUUACCCUAAACCCAUGAUUUGGAAACUGCUCAUCAGUGGGCACUGUCUUGUCAUAAAAGACACUUAUGUUCUAGGAGGUGAAUUAUAUCAGGUUCAUUCUCAAACUCACCCUGGUUUAGCAGGGCAUUCUGGGAAACCCUGUCUGUAUCUUACUGACUUACAGGGGAACUCAGGACAGUCUGUUGUCUUUGCCCCUUUCCAGCCCUGAGCUGAUUGUCCCUCUGGAGGGCACCUCUCGAAGCGAUAGGCUGUUGGGACAAGGGUUUCCUGGUAAGUCCCUCGUUGAUGUCAUUAGGGUAGAUGACGCGUGAAGCCACGUCACUCCUCUUAGCCUACUGGAGAGUGUUUCUUCUCUCACUUUCUGUUGGUGGCCUACCUCUUCCGUGAGCCAAGGGAACAAGCUGACGAACUGCACCAGACUUCCCAGAUGGUUCCAACAAUGCGUAAUGGUUUCUGUGAUGCCGUUUGUCUUCAGACACACUGACCUGACUGUGUGUAGCAAACCUCGUCAUGGUUGCAUGUCCUGACAAUUAAGCUGACUGCAAGCAAGACUACUCAGUAUGAAGGGAGCAAACUCUAUGUUAUGGAGAAACUCUUACCCAUCGGAUGGGGCAGGGCCCUUUACUAAGCUGAAUCCAGUGACCAUCAGUACAUUUUCUCAUCUUUCCUUCCUGUGUGGGCGUCUCUUCAACAUUCUCCUGCUAGGAUGGAUUCAGCACACUAGGAUAUCAGUCACUGUACCAUCUGAAUGUUUUUCAUUUUGUCAUUUGCCGAGAGAACUGAAGCAUAAUCUUAUCUCUUAAUUCAGAAAGAAACACUUGGUUUCUGAUUUUUGCUUGCGUUGUAUCUCAGUUAUCUGUAGCCCUCAUUGCUUCUGCAGCUGUAGUACUGAGUUGGCACAGAUCUGGGUUAAUGAUUCCAAAGACAGAAGGACCUUAGUGCCAGCCCUGGUGAACUCUGUGAUCCUCUAGCCCACAGGAGUAACUCAUCAUCACCAGACUCUGGCCCGUGGGUAUCCUUUGCUGGGUGUUUCCUUGGCUUGGCCGAGACUCUUGCCAAGAGCUUUAAUCUAGGCCUCUGGUUCUACACGGAUUCUUGGGAAUACUCAUGUUCGUUAGGAAGAAUGGAUUCCCAAGCUGUGUUUUUGGGAUGUGGUAUAAUCCUUUCACACCAAGAAGUUCAUUUAAAAAAUGUUUCUUUAAAAGAAGUCUUGAUAGCAAGAGUCGGGUAGGGAGGGGGCAGAUUGGACUUGGGACUCGUGGCUCUGUGUUCUGUGGAGGGGAAGGGAAGGAGGAAUGGGCUUUUUGUAAGUGCGUGCCCUUUGCCCUCGGUCAGGAUCCUGAGAUUUUCCUCCGUCCCCCAGUUUUGCAACAAUGUGCCUUAUCAGUUACGAGUUUAUAGGCAAUCAGUUUCCCAAAUAAAUGGAUGUAAGUG
Molecule: messenger RNA, 2412 nt
Organism: Loxodonta africana (African savanna elephant)
Lineage: Eukaryota; Metazoa; Chordata; Mammalia; Proboscidea; Elephantidae
Gene: TMEM41A
Product: transmembrane protein 41A
Exons: 5
Coding region: 57-890 (277 amino acids)
Source: RefSeq, a predicted model, not a curated record